Molecule: messenger RNA, 2303 nt
Organism: Choloepus didactylus (southern two-toed sloth)
Lineage: Eukaryota; Metazoa; Chordata; Mammalia; Pilosa; Megalonychidae
Gene: CHRM5
Product: cholinergic receptor muscarinic 5
Exons: 1
Coding region: 6-1604 (532 amino acids)
Biological process (GO): adenylate cyclase-inhibiting G protein-coupled acetylcholine receptor signaling pathway; gastric acid secretion; chemical synaptic transmission
Cellular component (GO): plasma membrane; synapse; dendrite
Molecular function (GO): G protein-coupled acetylcholine receptor activity; G protein-coupled serotonin receptor activity
Source: RefSeq, a predicted model, not a curated record
CCAGAAUGGAAAGGGAAUCUUACCACAACACAACCACGGUCAAUGAUACCCCAGUAAAUCACCAGCCUUUGGAACGCCAUGGAUUGUGGGAAGUCAUCACCAUAGCAUCUGUGACAGCUGUGGUAAGCCUGAUAACCAUCGUGGGUAACGUCUUGGUUAUGAUCUCUUUCAAAGUCAACAGUCAGCUCAAGACAGUUAACAACUAUUACCUGCUCAGCUUAGCCUGUGCAGACCUCAUCAUUGGCGUCUUCUCCAUGAACCUGUAUACUACCUACAUCCUCAUGGGACGCUGGGCUCUGGGGAGUCUGGCUUGUGACCUGUGGCUUGCACUGGACUACGUGGCCAGCAAUGCUUCUGUUAUGAACCUUCUGGUGAUCAGUUUUGACCGUUACUUUUCCAUCACAAGACCCCUGACAUACCGAGCCAAGCGUACUCCAAAGAGGGCUGGCAUCAUGAUUGGCUUGGCUUGGCUGAUCUCCUUCAUCCUCUGGGCCCCAGCGAUCCUCUGCUGGCAAUACUUGGUUGGGGAGCGGACAGUGCCCCCUGAUGAGUGCCAGAUCCAAUUCCUCUCAGAGCCCACUAUCACUUUUGGCACUGCCAUUGCUGCCUUCUACAUACCUGUUUCUGUCAUGACCAUCCUCUACUGCAGAAUCUACCGGGAAACAGAGAAGCGAACUAAGGACCUGGCUGACCUCCAGGGCUCUGAUUCUGUGGCAGAAGCUGAGAAGAGAAAGACAGCUCACCAGACUCUGCUCAGGUCUUGCUUUUGCUGCCCUCGGCCCACCCUAGCCCAGAGAGAUAAGAACCAGGCCUCUUGGUCAUCCUCCCGCAGGAGCACCUCCACAACUGGGAAGUCAUCCAAACCCACCGGCCCAAACACUGACUGGGCCAAAGCUGAGCAGCUCACUACCUGUAGCAGCUACCCUUCCUCAGAGGAUGAGGACAAGUCCACCACUGACCCUGUCUUCCAAGUGGUCUACAAGAGUCAGGCCAAGGAAAGCCCAAAGGAAGAAUUCAAUACUGAAGAGACCAAGGAAACUUUCAUGAAAGCUCAAACUGAGAAAAAUGACUAUGACACCAAAAACUACUUCCUUUCUCCAGCUGCUGCUCAUAGACCCAAGAAUCAGAAAUGUGUGGCCUAUAAGUUCCGAUUAGUGGUAAAAGCUGACGGAACCCAGGAGAACAACAAUGGCUGUCACAAGGUGAAAAUCAUGCCCUGCUCCUUCUCAGUGUCCAAGGACCCUUCAACAAAAGGUCUUGAUCCCAACCUCAGCCAUCAAAUGACCAAACGAAAGAGAAUGGUCCUUGUCAAGGAGAGGAAAGCAGCCCAGACCUUGAGUGCCAUUCUUCUGGCUUUCAUCAUCACAUGGACCCCUUAUAACAUCAUGGUCCUGGUUUCCACCUUCUGCGAAAAGUGUGUCCCGGUCACACUGUGGCACUUGGGCUACUGGCUGUGCUAUGUCAACAGCACUGUCAACCCCAUCUGCUAUGCCCUCUGCAACAGAACCUUCAGGAAGACCUUUAAGAUGCUGCUUCUCUGCAGAUGGAAAAAGAAAAAAGUGGAAGAGAAGUUGUACUGGCAGGGCAACAGCAAGUUACCAUGAAAAGUUAACUCCCCUCUAAAGAGUGACCUCAGUCAACUUCCCCUGAGGAUGAGUGAGCUGACUUGGGCUUGUUUAUUUUCAAAAAGACUUCUGUCAUUCUGUGUUCUUGAGGACUUUGUGAAGACUUGAGUUCUGUUGCCAACAAAGAAGGAGCUGCAGCAAUUGCUGCCAUAUUGAAUGAUUCUGGUCUAUGACGAAGGUUGCUGAUGCCACUGGAGUUUGCUAUUGAAGUAAAAAAGACAGACCCAUGGCCCUUCAUGGGAGGAGGCAUCCUGGGUCACAGCAAACAGGGACUGAGGGAACCUGGGUUAACCAGCUGUGGGGGACAGCAGGAAGGGGUGGAAGGCUUCCCUUGUGGAAACAUGUCAUACGGUUUUGUGCAAUAUGCAUGUGUCUAUGACAUCAUCUCAUACCACUGGGAAAGAGGAGAAUGUAAGUCAGUGUCACCUGGUAACAAGAAUGAUAUUCAAGUGACUUCUAAGAAUAUAUUUCUUCAUUAACUGAUCAGUAUUUAUUACUCAGCUAUUAUGUGGUCUGUACCGUGCUAUCUCUUCCUGACCCUACAUCUGAGUGAAGCGCUUGCUCCUCCCCAUCACAACCAAUUCCGAUUCCUAGGACCUACUGACUCGAUGCUGAAGCCCAGGGAACCAUCCUCCCUCACAGAAAGCAUCCUGGCGCUGGAGGACACUGGAACCUGAA